Molecule: messenger RNA, 1785 nt
Organism: Didymodactylos carnosus
Lineage: Eukaryota; Metazoa; Rotifera; Eurotatoria; Philodinida; Philodinidae
Source: the annotation of a GenBank genome assembly
AUGCCUGGUAUUCGUUUGUUUGGUCGACGAUUUGGUUUUGCUUCCGAUGACUUAACAAUUCCAUCAUUAAUUGAUAUUUUCAUUCGUUUUCCAUCAUUAAUUGCAUUUAUCGUUUUCCGUGUCAAAGAUGUCAAAGAAUCAUGGGGCUGCAAUUCUGCCAUAUUUUACCGCGGUUACUUCUAUCCAUUAUUAUCUUGUUAUAUCUCAAUUAUUCUUACACAAACGUUUAUUGUUUAUUUCAGUUUAAAAGGCACGCCAGUGACUAAUGUUCAUCCACGUCGAUUUAUUCCCUAUUUAAUCUAUAUACGUUUAUUAUUAAUCAUCGCUGAUAUUAGUGUAAAUAUUGUUGGUUUAAUUAUUAUUGUAAAAGCGUUUUAUUCAUGUGGUAUUUUUCUAAAAACCACAAUAAUUGUUUCGAUUGCACUCAGUUGGAUGGUAUUCACUGGUAUAUCGAUUAUGUUUCUUUUAUUUGUUGAUUUAUCAGGAUUUUUAAGUCCGGAGAAAAAGUGGGAAUUACGUUUAAAAUUUAUUUUUUGUUGUGGUCGACCAUAUGGUAAUGAAAAUAGUAGUAUUCGAAAUAUAAUAACAACAUUGAAUAGUUUAUUUGAGGACGAACAAUUUGACUAUGUUCCAUCGGAUCUUGCUGCAGGACUAAUUUUAUUACAACAAGAAGAUGUUUAUGAACGACGUUCAUUGAAUAUUACCAAAAUACCUCCAAUUGAGUUAUUGAAGGAAGGUCAUCAAUAUGCAACCUUAGAAUAUUUAUUGACAGCACAAUCACCCGUCUUAUUGUAUGCUAAUUUUAUGGGUGCGUUUCAUCGAGCGCCAUUUUUUGUCGCGGCAGAUAAAGAGAAAAAAGCCAUUAUUAUUUCGAUCAGAGGCACACUGAGUCCUGCUGACAUUUUAACAGAUAUAAACGCUGUUGAAAUAGCAGUAAAGACUGAAACACUUGGUACUGGUUAUUGUCAUAGUGGUAUGCAUUUGGCAGCAUCUUUUAUCAUUGAAGAUAUCGGAAACAAAUUAGACGAAUAUUUUCUGAAAUAUCCAGAUUAUACUCUUGUGUGCUGUGGAUAUUCGUUAGGAGCAGGUGUAGCAGCCAUUUUGAGCAUAUUAUACAAGAGUAAAUACCCGUCUGUCAAAUGCUAUGGUAUUGGGAUGCCUGGUAGUGUUAUGUCUCGAAAUCUGGCACUUAAAACAGAAGAUUUUAUAUUUUCAUUUAUUGUUGAUGUCGAUCUAAUUACUCGUGCUUCACUCAGUUCUUUGGAGUAUUUGAGAAAUCGUAUUGUUACUGCAUUAAACACUUGCCAUAAAUCGAAACUAACUGUAUUAACAAAAACAUUAUUUAAAACGGCCAUUAAAUCUCAACGAACAUUUUAUGAUGAUCAACAAACAAUACAUUCGGCGGUCACACAACAUGAAAUAGUGUCGAUGCCAUCUGAAGAUGAAACUACUUCAACAACACAUAUGAUCCAAUCACCAUCUGUGAUAUUUUCUCAAUCAGAACGUUUAGUAUUACCUGGUACAAUUGUUCAUCUUUAUUCAACUGAUAGUAUUACAUUUUACACUCAAAAAAUAUCUUACAAUGCACGUUUAGCAAAUUACGAUGAAUUUUUCAAUAUUAUCGUUCAUCCACGAAUGAUGAUCGAUCAUUUUCCAUCGUCUUAUAAAACUGGAUUGCAAGAUUGUGUUGAAAAUUAUGAACGUGGGCGAUUAAGAUUAAUGAUGGCUGAAGCUAUUAAUACACCAGUAAAUACAUUACAAACAUUGAACAAUCAAUGUUUUUGA